Pomacea canaliculata is the source of this 3148-nucleotide messenger RNA. RefSeq lists its product as uncharacterized. NCBI's taxonomy places the organism in Eukaryota, Metazoa, Mollusca, Gastropoda, Architaenioglossa, Ampullariidae. Bases 22 to 2151 code for a protein of 709 amino acids. The transcript is spliced from 11 exons. Gene Ontology annotation, cellular component: membrane. The record is from RefSeq and is a predicted model, not a curated record.
CUCACGUGUGACACCGAGAAGAUGGCGACAUGUGAUCACGUGACAUGGUGUCGAUGGCUGUACUUGGAAUAUUUGAUUGUGUGCAUCGUCGGAUCUUUAUCACAAAGACCCUGCUCAAAUAACAAUAGGUUCAUUGAAAGCAGUAGUUACUUCCUGGGAAAAGACACUGAUGCGUACCCUGCACAAUACGGAGACUGCUCCUUCAGUCAAUCUCUGUGUAACUACACUCAGUCCUGUACAGACUUGGCAGCAGAGGACUGGAGACAAACGGGAGAUCACGCUGAGUGUCCGGGGAAGACUGGACUGUUUGACUCCUUCUCAGUCCUGCUGUCGCCGCUACUCCUUAUCAGUCACGUGACCUGUCUGACGUUUGAGUUCACUCAAGAAGCACCUGGAAAACUGAGUGUUUACCUGGCGACACCUAUUCUUUUCUGUAGUGUCAUGCCCGAGGAGGUUCAAGAGACACCAAAUUUCGUCUCGCAUAAGAUUGAGUUACCAAAUACCACUGGUAAGCUUGCAUUUCGAGCUCGCAGUGCCAAUCCUAACUACAAAGUUCAGCUCCGGGGUGUCAAGCUGCAGACAGGAUCAUGCACUGGGCCUGCAUGUUUGUUUGAAGACAAAGAAAAUACACUUUCAACUUGUGGCUGGACUCUUGACAAGUGGAACAUAACCCAUCAACUUCUACCUGAAAACGUCAGUGGUGCAACGAGUACUGGGUAUUUCGUUUACGUCAUCUACCCGAGUAUCAAAGCCACGUUAACCACUACCCUGGUUCAGUCAACAGGAUCAAAGACAGGAUGUCUGGAGUUUAGAUACAUUAUAUGUGGCUCUGAGUUGAGACUACUCGUGUCAAUUCAAAGUUUGGAUGGAGAUCGGAGAGCGGUCUGGGUAGUGUCUUCAAAUACGUCAACUGACGACUGUUUACAAACAUGGCAAGAUGCAGCAGUGCCUCUGUCAUCCACAUCUGCAUAUACAGUGAUGUUUGAAAAUGUACCAACGGACAAAAGCUCGGGGGUGGUUGCCGUGGACUCUGUUACAUACACGACACAGCCGUCAUCAUCAGCCUGUCCACUUAACCCCCAGCACGCUCUGCCACGUGACGAUGACAUCAUAUCGUCGUUGCCGACAAGUACAACACAAAAACUCUCGGGAAGCAUCAGUACGAUGUCUGGAAGCAUCAGUACGGUCUCUGGAACCAUCAGUACGGUGUCUGAGUCGAUGGGUUAUAAACCAGCAACGACGACUACCUUUCUCCAGUCCACGUCCUCUUGGUUAGGGGACGUUGCUGCAGUUUCUUCAUUUACACCAUUUCCGCAAAACAUGAGUGAAAACAGCAACAGUGACCAAACAACGCCUGGUGUUGUGUCAGCUGUGGUUAUCGUCAUCGCCUGUAUAGUCGCUGUGGUUAUCAUCGUCAUCAGAAAGAGACGCCAAAAACUCGAGGGAGCGAAAAUCAUAAGCGAUGACACAAAUGGGAAUGCGAAUGAUGUGCACUAUGCCAGUGAGCAUCCUGUGGUGGAGACGAUCUUGGAGGACAGAGAGGACAGGGCAGCCAUUUUAGAUCCUGAGAGUGACCCGUAUGACGUUGCAGAGGAUGGAAUACCGGGGAUAACUCGCUCUGCCCUCAGUGGCAACCGUGGAUACAUACUCAGCCCUGAUGAUACAGCAAGGUCUUGCCCCAUCUCACAGAAAAGCCCCAAGCAAAGAGAAGGAUUACCAGAAAUGCACUCAGCAGUUCACAAUCAGCAGAAAGGAGCACCUGACUUGUACUCACAAGUUCGCAAGGAAAAGAAAAAAGCACAAGACGUGUACUCUCUAGUUCACAAGCAAAAGAAGGAAGAAAGAAAUAAAAGUUCAGGUCAAGGCAGUACAGCUGGAAGUCUUCUCAAUCCAUCGUAUACUCCAGAAAUAUACGAGUUGGCAAACCCACAGCCAAUUCUGGCCAUGGCUGAUACACCAGAUGACCAAGAAUACAAUGCCCUUAACUUUGACAUCGAUAGGCAAGUAGGGGAGAGCACUCAUCCAAGGGAAGCAACUGGACAAACCUACGACCACCUCCAUGGCGAUGUUCUGUACGACUGUGCCAAGGUUGAACACAACCCACACGGCGUGAACAUGGUGAUAGACGCUGAGUACAACCACCUGGUCUAAUGAAACCAUAAAGACAGUUGGCUGACCUAGGCUUUCAUUAAAACUUUGGACUUACUUUCGGAUGGAAAAAAGUGAACUCUUCAUCAGUUCUAUCAAUCACUCUGAUGACUAUGUACAAAAGUAUAACGGAUUACCCGAAAGCUGCUCGAUAUGAUAACGCAUGAUGUACCUUCUGUUCUGACCUUUCUCUCAUCCAUUACUUCUAUCCCAUCGUCUGACAGAAUGUUUUCAGUCACAACACAAAUCUAACAUCUCUGAACACACAUUGUAUUAGCUUAUAUUUUUGUGAAGUAUUUUAUCGAGUAAAUCAUUUUAAUUUAUAAUUUACUCGCUGUGAAUACUCGAUUCCUUAAUGCACUCAGUAUCUAUUUACAUUUACGCUCGUUUGUUAUAGACGAGCAUUUUGUUUUGCAGAAAGUAAGAAUUAGCCACUUUAUGCUUUUUAUGUGGGUGAAUUACAUUGAAAUCAUGUAACAAUUCCCUUAUUUUACUUAUUUUAUAUCGCAGAAAAUUUAGUUUGGAAGGUAGAUGCUGCAGCAUAAAUAGUGUAUGUGUUUAAGAAUACAUCGUAAUGCUAAAAUAAUUUGAACCGACUGACAGACAAACUGACCGCCGAACUGACUCAAUGUAAUAUCGUCACACCCACGAACUUAGUUAAAAGCCUUUAUUGUGACACAAACGUCUUUAACUUUUUUUGUUACACGACUAGACUACUCAUGUACACACAAAAGAAUAACAACACCUUCUUCACACACACAAUAGAGAAUAGAAUAGAGAAUGCUGUUGCUGAUAAAUUUUAGCGAGUGAUAAUUUUUACUAUGUGGCAAUAGAGGAGAGGCAGGGAGGGUUAGAAAAAUCAAAAAUAUUGUGACGAUUGCUAGAUGAACUGUUCAAUAUACAAGUGAGUGGAGUGUAUAAGAUCAUCUUCACUCAAGCGUUGACAUCUAAAUCAUUAGGCCAGCUUUCCCUGUCGACACUAGUGUCUGUGUCUCUUACA